This is a messenger RNA of Knipowitschia caucasica, 6717 nucleotides long. NCBI's taxonomy places the organism in Eukaryota, Metazoa, Chordata, Actinopteri, Gobiiformes, Gobiidae. The record is from the annotation of a GenBank genome assembly.
AUGGCGUCAGCAUCCAUCUGCGGAGCACAGCAUGAUGCACCUGAGAGCUGCACAAACAGGAGACAUGUGCUGGAGCGGUGGCCUCAGAUCAUCUGUCUGUGGGGUCUGUGCAGCUUAAACGUGGAAGCACAUAUCCUUAACAAAAUCAAAAUGAAUCGCCCAAAACCAGCAAACAUCAGGCGACCGAAUGCUGCAAAGUCUUCAGGUCACGCCCCUCCUGGAGAUUUCAUAGCUCUCGGCUCCAAGUCUCAGACAGGAGAGCCCAAAGCCCCUGCGGUGCUUCUGAAACCAGCAGCUGCCGGUUUACCUGCUGACCGCAAGAGGGAGCCCGCCUCUGCUCUGCCCUCCUCGUCUGGCCUGUCCAGUCUCACCAAACGGCCCAAACUCUCCACCACCCCUCCGGUCAGUGCCCUGGCACGUUUGGCUGAUGUAGCUGCUGUGGACAAGAGGUCAAUAUCUCCCUCCAUCAAAGAACCAUCUGUUAUUCCCAUUGAAGUUUCCCCUUCGCUGCUGCUGGAUGAGAUUGAAGCAGCAGAGUCUGAGGGAAAUGACGACCGCAUCGAAGGCCUGUUGUGUGGAGCUGUUAAGCAACUGAAGAUGAACAGAGCCAAACCAGAUAUCACUCUGUAUCUGAGCCUGAUGUUCCUUGCUAAAAUCAAACCCAAUGUAUUUGCUACUCAAGGAAUUAUUGAGGCUUUAUGCAGUCUUUUGCGCCGUGACGCUUCUAUCAACUUCAAAGCAAAAGGAAACAGUCUUGUGUCUGUACUGGCUUGCAAUCUGCUCAUGGCCGCUUAUGAAGAAGACGAGAACUGGCCUGAGAUCUUUGUCAAAGUGUAUAUAGAGGAUUCUCUUGGGGAGAGAAUCUGGGUGGACAGCUCUCAGUGUAAAACGUUUGUUGACAACAUACAAACUGCGUUCGGUACCAAAAUCCCCCCGAAGAGCAUGCUACUCCAGGCUGAUACGGGCAAGACCCCUGGAGAUCUCAGUGCAGGAAGCAGUCCCCAUCCCUCUACUCCCGACGAGGAUGACAGUCAGACUGAAUUACUGAUAGCAGAGGAGAAACUCAGCCCGGAGGAUGACGGACAGGUCAUGGCCAGGUAUGAAGACAUAGCAGAGGGAGUGGAGGACUACGUGCUGGAUGUCCUCCGAGAUCAGCUGAACCGGAGGCAGCCUAUGGAUAAUGUGUCCCGUAACCUGCUCCGCCUUCUUACAGCCACAUGUGGAUACAAGGAAGCCCGGCUCAUGGCUGUGCAGAGGCUGGAAAUGUGGCUCCAGAAUCCAAAGUUAACCCGACCAGCACAGGACCUCCUUAUGUCUAUGUGUAUGAACUGUAACACUCAUGGAGCAGACGACAUGGAGGUGAUUUCCAAUUUAAUUAAGAUUCGGCUUAAGCCCAAAGUUCUUCUAAACCACUACAUGCUUUGUGUCAGGGAGCUUUUAAAUGCAACCAAAGACAAUUUAGGCACUAUGGUCAAACUAGUGAUUUUCAAUGAAUUGUCCAAUGCCAGAAAUCCCAACAACAUGCAAGUACUGCACACAGUCUUACAGCACAGUCCUGAACAGGCCCCAAAGUUUUUAGCCAUGGUGUUCCAGGACUUGCUAACUAAUAAAGAUGAUUACUUGCGAGCCUCUAGAGCACUGUUAAGAGAAAUAAUCAAACAAACCAAGCAUGAGAUUAACUUCCAGGCAUUCUGCUUUGGUUUAAUGCAAGAAAGAAAAGAAGCGACUUACUUGGACAUGGAAUUCAAAGAGCGCUUUGUUAUCCAAGUUACAGAUUUACUGACAGUGUCAAUGAUGCUCGGUAUCACGGCUCAAGUAAAAGAAGCAGGAAUUGCAUGGGACAAAGGAGAGAAGAAAAGUACUGAUCUGGAGGGACUGAGGUCGUUUCAGAAUCAAAUUGCUGCCAUUCAAAGAGAUGCUGUGUGGUGGCUUCACUCUGUGGUUCCUACAAUCAGCAAAGUGGGUUCAAAAGACUAUAUCCACUGCCUCCAUAAAGUGUUGUUCACCGAGCAACCUGAAACCUAUUACAAGUGGGACAACUGGCCUCCUGAGAGUGACAGAAAUUUUUUCCUUCGCCUGUGCUCUGAGGUGCCACUGCUGGAGGACACGUUGAUGCGCAUCCUGGUGAUAGGUUUGUCCCGGGACUUACCCCUGGGUCCAGCUGAUGCCAUGGAGUUGGCUGAUCACCUCGUAAAGAGGGCGGCUGGUGUUCAGUCUGACGGUAGGACUGAUCUGGAGGUCCUGAAAGUGGAGCGGAUCCAACUCAUCGACGCAGUGCUUAAUCUGUGUACAUACCACCACCCGGAGAACAUUCAGCUGCCCUCGGGGUACCAACCUCCAAAUUUGGCCAUUUCCACACUUUACUGGAAGGCAUGGCUCCUGCUUCUGGUCGUGGCGGCUUUCAACCCACAAAAACUAGGCCUGGCUGCAUGGGACGGUUAUCCCACCCUGAAAAUGCUUAUGGAGAUGGUAAUGACAAAUAACUACACCUACCCGCCGUGCACUGUGGCCGACGAGGAGACAAAGACCGAUAUGAUCAACAGAGAGCUGCAGAUCUCUCAGAGGGAGAAACAGGACAUUUUGGCUUUUGAGAGUCAUCUGGCUGCAGCCUCCACCAAACAGACCAUCACAGAGAACAACAGCCUGCUCCUGUCACAGCUGACGAGCCUGGACCCACAGGGUCCUCCGCGAAGACCCCCGCCUCAGGUGCAGGAGCAGGUCAAGACCCUAAACCAGUCGCUUCGUCUCGGGCAUCUCUUGUGUCGCAGCCGCAGCCCAGACUUCCUCCUGAACAUCAUCCAGAGACAGGCCUCGUCUCAGUCCAUGCCGUGGUUGGCAGACUUGGUUCAGUCCAGUGAAGGUUCGCUGGACGUGCUCCCGGUGCAGUGUUUGUGCGAGUUCCUCCUUCACGAUGCCGCAGACGACACUCUGAUGGCAGACGAUGACGACGAGGGAGAAAGCAAAGAGCAGAAGGCCAAGAAGAGACAAAGGCAACAAAAGCAGAGGCAGUUAUUGGGACGGCUGCAGGAUCUGCUUUUGGGGCCCAAGGCUGAUGAACAGACAACAUGUGAAGUGCUGGACUAUUUCCUGCGGCGUCUCAGCUCCUCGCAGGUCGCUUCACGAGUGCUUGCUAUGAAGGGACUGUCGUUGGUGCUGAGUGAGGGCGCUCUAAAGGACGGAGAGGAGCGGGACCAGCCCAUGGAGGAAGACUCCACAGAUGCUGAGCUCCUACCCUCUUACCAAUGGCUGCUCCAGGAUUUGCCCAAACUCCCUCUGUUUGACACAGUCAGAGGCAUGACAUCCACUGCCCUUCAACAGGCAAUUCACAUGGAGACAGACCCACAGACGAUCAGUGCUUAUCUGAUCUAUCUGUCGCAGCAUGCACCUAUUGAAGAGCAAUCUGCGCAUAAUGAUUUAGCCCUGGAUGUGGCUCGUCUGAUCGUUGAGCGUUCGACCAUCAUGAACAGCCUCUUCUGCAGACACUCCUGCCGACCAGAGUCCGACGCUGUGCUAAACGCUUUUCUCACCAUCUUCUCCACCUACAUCAAGAGGAUGAGAAAAACCAAGGAGGGGGAAGAUCUGUACAGCUGGUCGGAGUCUCAGGACCAGGUGUUUUUGCGCUGGACGACAGGAGAGACGGCCACGAUGCACAUUCUGGUGGUUCAUGCCAUGGUCAUCCUGCUGACUCUGGGACCAUCCAAAGGAGAGAGUGAUUUCUAUCCUCUUCUGGACAUCUGGUUUCCGGACAAAAAGCCUUUGCCCACAGCAUUCCUGGUGGACACUUCUGAGGAGGCCCUGCUGCUUCCUGAUUGGUUAAAACUGAGAAUGAUACGCUCAGAGGUCUCUCGACUUGUAGAUGCAGCUCUACAGGACUUGGAGCCUCAGCAGCUGCUGCUGUUUGUCCAGUCCUUUGGGAUCCCAGUGUCCAGUAUGAGCAAACUGCUGCAGUACCUUGACCAGGCUGUAUCUCACGACCCACAGAGUCUAGAGCAAAACAUCAUGGACAAACACUACAUGGCCCACCUGGUGGAGGUGCAACACGAGCGAGGUGCCACUGGGGGGCACACUUUCCAUUCGUUACUGAGCUCCGCUCUGCCUCCAAACAGAGAUUCUUCUGAAGCGAGUAAAGCCAAAGUGACGGUAGAACAAGCCCCCAGCUCCAUGAAGACGAGAGCUGCCCCUCAGCUCAACAUCAGCCCUGAGGAUGAUCUCACUGGGAUUUUGCUUCAGAUCUUCCCGUUGAAGGUGGACCCUCGCUGGCACGGCCCCCCUCCCGCUCAGCUCUCUCUGUCUCUGCAGCAGGCUCUGGCCAAAGAGCUGAUGAGGGCCAAGAAGAGUCAGGUCCAACAGGGAGGCCUGGCCUUCCGCCUCCUGCAGGCCAUCGCAGCUCUGCUCUCCUCAGCACAUGCAGGCCCAAUAGUUCUGUCCAUGCACCGCAGCCACGCCCUCUCCUGUCCACUGAUGCGCCAAUUGCACCUCUAUCAGCGCCUUGUGUCCCAGGACGUAGCCUUUUCCUCCCUCUUCCUCAAAGUCAUUGUUGAGAUGUUAAUCUGGAUGGAUAAUCCCACUGUGGAGCCUGGGCCUCUCAAGUCUCUGCUCAAAACUUUUGCUGGACAGAACUCUCACAAGCACAUGCACAGUGAUGUUCGAACUGGCUUCCUACAUCUGGCGGAGGCGUUGGCUUAUCAAAGAGAAACUGAAGUCCCUGUCAGGGCUCUCAUUGCGAUGCUGAAGUCUGGAGAGAGAUGUAAUGCCGAGUCUGAACUUGUUGGAAAAGUGCUAAAGGGCCUGAUGGAGGGGAAGUCGCCGUACCUCGAGGAGCUCCUCUCCCUGCUGAUGGCCACCAGCACUCGGGGGGGCACCGAGGGGCCCGUUGCCAUGGUGAUCUCCUUGUUGCUUCAGGAAAGUGAGGAGCGAGCCGUGAAAAAGGAGCCCGACUCCAACAAUUGUGAGAUUAUAAAGGCGGGUCUGAACUCCGGGCUGCUGGUGGACUGGCUCGAGCAUCUGGACCCUGAAGUGACCUCCGUUUGCCCGGAUCUUCAACAGAAGCUGCUGUUUUCUCUCAACAAGGCCCGAGGCACUCCCGCCUACAGACCCUAUCUCUUGGCCCUGCUCACUCAUCAGUCCAACUGGUGUACCCUCCUCCAGUGCAUCAGCUCUCUCCUGGGCAAGCAGCGGGACCACAAACUGGACCCAUCUUCAGCUCUGGAUUUUCUCUGGGCUUGCAGUCACAUCCCACGUAUCUGGCAAGGCCGUGACCAGAAGAUCCCAGAAAAGAAAACAGAGAAUUUUGUGCUGCAGUUGAGUGCGGAUGAGCUUAUCAGUCUGGUGGAGUUGAUCCUGGCUGAGUCCAAGUUGAGCGCUCACAGUCUUAACAAUGAUUUGGCUUCGGUGACGCAGAGCUCCAACUCCCUGCUGCAGUCGCGUCUGCCGCUGCUGCACUCCUACUGUAACGGAGACCUGGACAACAUCAAACAAGUGUCCGAGUACCUCAUCAGCUGCACCAAGAAACAAGAGGACAGUGAAAUGAACCAGCGAUGCCAGAACUUGUUGCUGCAGAUUUACCUGCACUUCCCUGAGGUGAUCCAGCACGUGAGUCUUCCCGAGGGCACCUUCAGCAGCGCAGGAGCGGCUGACGGCAGCAGCUGCAAACUCGAUGUCUUGGUCCAUCGUCUGGUGACUCUGCUCGCCGACAUAGGAGACUCAAAAUCUGCAGAGGGCCGUGUUUCAGACGCUAAUCUUGCUUGUAGGAAAAUGGCAGUAUCACACCCGGUCCUUUUGCUCAGACACCUGCCAAUGAUCGCUGGUUUGUUACACGGCCGCAUCCACUUAAACAUACACGAGUUCCGGCAGCAGAACCACAUGACGUUCUUCAGUAACGUCCUGGCCAUCCUGGAGCUCCUGCAGCCUCUGGUUUUCCACAGUGGCCACCAGAGGGCGCUGCAGGACUGUCUCCUGUCUUUCAUGAAGGUUCUCCAAAACUUCCAGCGUUCGCGUUUACCACUCGUCUUUAUCAACAAGUUUCUUCAGUUCACUCAAAAAUACAUUACCCAUGAUGCCACAGCAGCUAUUCCUUAUUUACAGAAACACUCAAGUAUUCUGCAAAGUUUAAGUGCAGAAAACCCCGACCUGCAGCAGCUGAAGUCUCUGUUAGCCGGUCUCACGUUACCAGUGAAGAGCUCUUCUUCUGAGGUCUCAGCCGUGGAUCACAACGAUGAAGUGGCAGCUGGCUCGUUGCCCUUAGUGAACAUUUCUGCUGCUGUGUCGAUAAGUCAAGCGGAUUUGACAAGAUACAUGAAGAAAAUGUCAAGAGGAGAAGCAGUAGAAGAUGUGCUGGAAGUGUUGACAGAGGUGGAUGAUAAGUCGAGGAGGAGCCCAGAGAUCGUACAGUAUUUCAUAAGUGAUCUGCAGAGGCUCAUGGCGUCUUCAGAGGAGCUGUGUCGAAACAUGGCCUUCAGUCUGGCUCUGCGCUGCAUCCAGAACAAUCCCAGCUUGGCGACAGACUUCCUGCCCACGUUCAUGUACUGUUUAGGAAGCGGGAACUUUGACGUGAUCCAGACCGCGCUCAGAAACCUCCCCGAGUAUGUGCUCCUCUGUCAAGAACAUGCAGACAUCCUCCUACACAAGGCCUUCUUAGUGGGGAUCUACGGACAAAUAGACACAAGCUCAAUGAUUUCCGAAUCCAUGAAGGUUCUGCACAUGGAAGCCACCACGUAA